CACACAUAUACACACAUUUGCAACUAUGCACACACACACUCACACACACAUACAUGCACACUCACAAAUAUACACAUACUGAUAGCAGAUUGCCAACAUGAACUUGUGGACUUACACUGCUGGAAUAUAUGCAGCGUUUUGGGAUACAGAGAAUGGAUUAGUAUUUCUAUGAAAGCUUUUAGGCUGUAGGAUCUUCCUCUCAAAAUAACAAUACAAAAGAAAACAUUUCCUUGGAUAUUUAUGGACCUUUAAAGGUGAAUUUAAUUAGGUUUCAUUUGAAUCAGUUGCUCUUUCCCAUGAGACUGGCAUGCCAGCAACAGUCGAAAGUGGAUGAGUUCAGGAAAUUUUGGGGUGAUUAUAAUUAAUACACGUUAAGGAUGAAAAGUCUAGGAAUAGUGCCAAGUGGGUUACAGAAAAUGCUCCUGCCAAGCAAGGGUGUAAUGUUUGUUAUCUCUAAAGGAAGACAAGUGGUUUGUUUUGGACUAUACAAGCCUAUAUUUAAACUGAGCAAUGCGAGGCUUCAAUACUUCCCCAAUUGGCUUUUUGGAAAUCUUCUCAUAUGACUGGUUUCUGUUUAGCAUUUCAAUGCAGAAAUAAGAACAAGAGGAUACACAGUUUCACAGAGAGCAUUCAGAAAGGACCCUCUACAGAGUUAUCUAAAGUACAGGAUGCAUCCAUCCAAAUACUGCUCUCAAAUGUAGUAUUGGAUAAGAAGGAGCACUGAAGUAUGUGAAAAGGGAUUCAGCAACUGAAGUCAUUUCAGUCAACACUUUGAGUGAUGCAUUUCUCAUAUGAACAUGUUUAGCUGUUCAAGCUGUUUUCUGGAAGUGUUUUCAAGGAAGUCCUCAUAUUGAUGAUGUGGUUCUUUGCAUGCAUCCUCCCACCUAACUGUUAUCCAAGAAGUACUUAUACAGUAUAUACUAUGCUUCCCACACAGGUUUUCAUCUGAUGUUCCUGUUUCAAAGGUGGACAAUGUUGGAUUUAUAUAUGUAUUUAAAUCUUUUUUGGAAAGAAUGUGUGAGGCAUAGCCUCAGAAAGGACUAAUUCUUGGAAAGAAAAGAUACAUUGUAUCAUGUUGGAAUAUGAAAAUUAAGAGCUGUCAGUCACCUGGCUAAGAUGAAAUAUAAAAGAAGCACUAAAUUACUUGAGAAAUAAUUGCGUCAGGAAACAGAAAAUGGAUACGACCUGGAGCAAUGACUUCAAUCCCCUUUGCAAUAUCUGAUUCUGUAUCAACAUUGGCUUUCCUGUGAUGCACUGAAUUCUAUUUGAAGGAGUAAGACAGGUAGACAAGCAAUUGGAUUAUUCUCUAAGCAAUAUCUUUGGAAAAAUACCUAACGACUCAGACAUCUGAUCCUGAUGGAAAGAGGAAUAGCAGGAUAAUCAGAUGGAGGGAAGAGUAAGAAAAAAGGUAGAAAAAUCAGAAGUACUGAAACAAGUAUUAAGAAAAUAGCCAGAGGCAAGAAAAUGGCAUAAACAAAGACUGAGCUGACCGAUACCUCUACACCUUUGAACCUAUGUGGUUCUUUAGUGAGGGUUUUGACAGACCAGAAGCACUCAGUUAUAGGUUCUACUGCAAUCCAGAAGACUUCCAAUGAUCUCUUAGAGGAUUUCUUUAGCAUUUUCCAACUGUCCUGAAUGACUACGGCCAGCCUUUGGAAAUGUUUGGUAUUGCCUUGUGAUCUACAAUGGAAAAGCUAAUUUGUAGCAUCUUGGUAUUUGGAGUGGCAGCAGUUGUUGAAGCUUGUCCUAAAUAUUGUCUCUGCCAGAAUCUGUCUGAAUCACUAGGCACCCAUUGCCCAGCUAAGGGACUCCUGUUUGUUCCAUCAGACAUUGAUCGAAAAACUGUUGAGCUUCGGCUUGGAGGAAACUUUAUAAUUAGUAUCACUAAACAAGACUUUGCCAAUAUGACAGGACUUGUUGACCUCACGUUGUCUCGAAAUACUAUCAGCUAUGUGCAGCCCUAUUCAUUUGUUGAUUUAGAAAGUCUCCGGUCUCUGCAUUUAGAUAGCAACAGAUUGACUAGCAUUGGAAGCAAUGACCUAACAGGUCUAAUAAAUAUCCAGCAUUUAAUUCUUAACAAUAAUCAGCUUGGCAGCAUCUCAGAUGAUGCAUUUGAAGAUUGUUUACUUACACUGGAAGACUUAGAUCUUUCAUAUAAUAAUCUCCGAAGUAUUCCAUGGCAAGCUGUAAGGAGAAUGGUCAACCUGCAUCAGCUUAGCCUGGAUCAUAAUCUGUUGGACUACAUAAUGGAGGGUACAUUUCUAGACCUUCAGAAACUAGCUCGAUUGGAUUUGACCUCAAACAGACUUCAAAAGCUUCCUCCUGAUCCAAUCUUUGCAAGGUCACAAAUAUCAUUUGUCUCUUCAACUCCAUCCGCACCACCAUUAUCUCUCAGUUUUGGAGGUAAUCCACUGCACUGCAACUGUGAGCUUCUUUGGUUACGAAGACUUCAGAGGGAUGAUGACAUGGAAACCUGUGCUUCUCCCCCUGCAGUCAAGGGAAGGUAUUUCUGGUAUGUUCGAGAAGAGGAGUUCAUCUGUGAGCCACCUCUAAUCACCCAACAUACUCAUAAACUACUGGUAUUAGAAGGACAGUCUGCAUCUCUGAAAUGCAAAGCAAUUGGUGACCCACCACCCGUUAUACACUGGGUGGCACCAGAUGACCGGCUAAUUGGAAACUCUUCAAGGACCAUUGUUUAUGACAAUGGAACUUUGGACAUUGUUAUUACUUCCUCAAAGGACUAUGGCAUCUUCACCUGUAUAGCAGCCAAUGCUGCGGGAGAAUCUACUGCAUCUAUAGAAUUAUCUAUUAUUCAGCUCCCUCAUUUAAGUAAUGGAACAGGCCGCAGUUCUCAACCAAAAUCAAGGCUCUCUGAUAUCACAAGCUCAACCAAGUCUAGCAGAGGAGAGGCAAAGGCCCCACCUGAAAGGGCAGUCAGCAUUUCAGAGGUGACAGCUAAAUCAGUGCUCGUCAAGUGGUCAGUGAGCAAAUCUGCUCCUAAAGUUAAAAUGUAUCAGCUACAGUACAACUGCUCUGAUGAUGAAGUCCUUGUAUACAGGAUGAUCCCACCAUCGCAAAAAUCCUUCAUUGUUAACAACCUGGUGUCUGGAAUAUUAUAUGACUUAUGUGUCCUAGCAGUAUGGGAUGAUACAGCUACCACGCUAACAGCCACUAACAUAGUUGGCUGUAUCCAGUUCUACACCAAAGAGGACUAUACUCAGUGUCAUUCCAUGCAUAGUCAGUUCUUGGGAGGAACAAUGAUUUUGAUUAUUGGAGGCAUAAUUGUGGCCACAUUAUUGGUGUUCAUUGUUAUACUAAUGGUAAGAUAUAAAUAUCGUAAUGGCUCCAAUGCUAAAAUGGCAAAUGUCAGCAAUGUCUACUCCCAGACGAAUGGUGGGCAGAGUCUUCAAAAUGGAGUUUUGCCACAGGUUAAUCCAAAAGUGGUGAUGAGAGAUGAACUUGUGGAGUUUAACUGUGGAUCAGAUCACAGUAGUGUGUCCUCUUCAUCUAGCUCCUUGGCAAGCCAUGAUUGUGAUAACUAUAGUCUCCACAGUAACAGAAGUACUCUAUCUAAUAAGUGGAAGUCAACAGGCAGGUCCAAGCACAAUCUGGAUCGCCUCAUGGGGGCUUUUACUUCACUUGAGUUAAGAUGUCAAAGAAAAGAAGAUGUACCAGACUCAAAACCCUCAACCUCAGUUCAACAUUCAGACAAAGAACCUCUUCUAGGCCACACAGACUCUAAAUUUAGAAGCCUUUUACUGUUGCCCUUGGAGACCAAACCUAAACGUAGCCAUUCAUUUGAUAUGGGGGACUUUGCUUCCACACAGUGCUGCACAUACCCUAAAAAGAUAUCCAAUAUCUGGACUAAAAGAAGUCUCUCCGUCAAUGGUAUGCUUUUGCCGUAUGAGGGUAACGAACUUCCUGAAGCAAAAGGGACAUUAGGUAGUUCAGAAUGGGUAAUGGAAAGCACAGUGUAAACUGACGUACCAGCCUAAAUAAUUAGUUUUGUUUCAAGAGAGAUCUGCAUUUGGGAAAAACUCUUCUCCUCCUCUGUAAGAAGAAUGCAGAAUGGAAACCUUCUGGUUAUUCCUUGGAAAAAACGGGAGCUGACCUAUGAAUCUAGCAAUGGGGACUUCUAAAAUGAUUUCGGAUAAGAGAGCAUUCUGAUAUAUACGGUGUUCUUAAUGUCUCCUAGAGGGCUGUCAUUCUUAAACAGUCUAAAAGAAGUAAAUACUGCAAAUGCAGGUCAUGUUAAGAAUGUCAGAUUAAAGGUUGUCAUUUUCAAAAGCCCUUUCAGAAUUCAAACCAAAGGGUAUGUGUCCCAUUAAUGUUAUACAAGUUUUCAUAUACCACGGACAAAUUGUGUGGGACGCAGUGCAUUACGUUUGUCUAAAUUCUUUGGUAGAUGCAUUGCCUGCAAUGUGUCUCAAGUGUAAUAAAGAAUGAAGGAAUAGGAGGACCAAAUGUAUUUGUGUCAGAUGCUCAUUUCAAGAUUAGUGCAGAACAUAAGGGACAGUUUUAGUUUUUCCUUCAUUUCUUUUACUCAGGCUAGCUCUACAAUUCCUCGCCAGAUAUAUUAUUUCAGGGAGUUGUUUAACCAUUAUCAAAACAUGUAAUAGACAUUGAAUAAAAUGAUGGGAUUUGAGUUCAUUUAAUUUAUUGAUGCAGAUCAUUUACUGUUAUUUGUCACAAAGUAAAGCACACACUCACACACUUUUGUUUUGGUCAAAUUAUGUGUUCAGGAGCAGAUAAAUGUACCUAGUGAAAAAAAAAAAAUUACAGUCCUUAUAAUAAACUAUAAGCAUCACUAAGAACAGCAGAAUAUUCUGACAUGGUCUGUUGUAAUACAGUCCUUAGGAUCACUGAUAAAAGGGAAAGUACAAGGCAAGUAAUAACAAUAUGCAUAUUCAAUAUGUUUAGCCAUUUAACAUCUAAUUUGCAUAACUGUUUGGAGUUUUAAUACUGUAAAUAGAAGAGCAAUGGUAUAUAGUCAACAAUUUUCUCAGUGAAAUAGCACUUUUUUCAGCCAUCUAAA
Messenger RNA from Protopterus annectens (West African lungfish), 5035 nucleotides. It is a transcript of the gene LRFN2, whose product is annotated as leucine rich repeat and fibronectin type III domain containing 2. The record is from RefSeq and is a predicted model, not a curated record. The transcript is spliced from 13 exons. Gene Ontology annotation, molecular function: protein binding. Gene Ontology annotation, cellular component: cell surface; postsynaptic density membrane. NCBI's taxonomy places the organism in Eukaryota, Metazoa, Chordata, Ceratodontiformes, Protopteridae. Bases 1686 to 3977 code for a protein of 763 amino acids.